Molecule: messenger RNA, 1830 nt
Organism: Botrytis cinerea B05.10
Lineage: Eukaryota; Fungi; Ascomycota; Leotiomycetes; Helotiales; Sclerotiniaceae
Gene: Bccwc25
Product: Bccwc25
Exons: 1
Coding region: 212-1618 (468 amino acids)
Biological process (GO): mRNA splicing, via spliceosome
Cellular component (GO): U2-type spliceosomal complex
Source: RefSeq, a predicted model, not a curated record
GAACGUUAAACAUCUGUUUGUAUUUUAUCGUCAAGAAACAUUGCAACUUAUAUCUCGCACAAUUCUUGACUGCGAAUAACUUAUUCUGGCUUUGAGUUCAUUGCUUCAUUCUUCGAAUCCCACAUUUGGUAUUUCUUGUUUGUCAAGACCUCACCUGCGACCACGAUUUAUCUUGAACUUGGUUCUACAAUAACGUCAAACAACUUUCAAAAUGGGUGGCGAUCUCAACUUGAAGAAAUCAUGGCAUCCCCAUUUGAUGAAGAAUCAAACGCGAGUAUGGGAGGAAGAAAAGAAAGCCCUCGAAGAAAGACGACGUACGGAACAGAGGAUCAAGGAGCUUAAAGAAGAACGAGCGAAGGAAGAGAUCCAAAAUAAACUCGAAGCCGCCGGAUCCAGAAAACGAGUUGAUCGUGUCGAUUGGAUGUAUCAAGGUCCAUCCAGUGGUCAAGCUGGAACCACUGAGGAGAUGGAAGGUUAUCUUCUUGGAAAGAGGCGCAUUGAUGGGUUGAUAAAAGGCACAGAGCACAAAAAUCUCGAGAAACAAGCUUCCGAGGCUAGUUUCAUGGCUUUACAAAAUGCGAAUACUCUACGAGACACAGCAGCGAAGGUUCGUGAAGAUCCUAUGCUUGCUAUCAAAAGACAGGAGCAGGCUGCAUAUGAGGCUAUGAUGAAUGAUCCGAUCAAACGACGCAAACUACUUGAAUUGGCUGGGCAGGAUUCCAAGGAAGUUAAGCCGAAGAAGGAAAGAAAGCAUCGCCACCAUCAUCGGCAUCAUGAUGACGACGAUGAAGAGCGAAGACGAAAGCGCAGGAGAGAGGAAAAUAGGGAUAGCCGGGGAGAAGAUCGCAGUAGCAAGCGUCGCAGAAGUGGUGAUAAUCACGAUGAAGAUAGAGAUCGCAGAAGUCGCAAACACGAAUAUCGACGACGUUCAGAUUCAUAUUCAAGAUCCCGUUCCCCUAUCGAAAGGCGAGAAAGGCGAGAUAGUUUUGGCAGAUCACGAAAACCAAGAUCAGUAUCACCGGAUAAUAGAGAAAGAGGACGGCCAGUAAGAGAAAGAGACUACGAUCGCCGAAGACCUGUGUCGCCAAACAGACCAGGCAGGGAUCAAGACAAAAGAGAGAGAAGGAGAAAUAGUUCAUCUCCAGAUUCCCGAUCCCCCACUCCAGAACGACGAAGGUCUCCGGAUCGGAGAAAAUCCUACCCGGCAGAUAGAGAGGAUAGAAGGAAUGGUUACGACCGAAGGGAUAACGGGAACAGAUACGAUAAUCAACGCAAUGGGAAUGGGUAUGGCAGACGCGAUGAUAGAAGACCUCCAGCUGGACAUCAACAGGCAAAUGGUCCUUCGGAAGAAGAAAAGGAAGCUGAGCGACAAAAGAAAUUGGCCGCGAUGCAACAAGAUGCAUCAAGCCUGGAAACUGAUCGGGAGAAGCGACUCAGGGCAUUGGAGGAACAGGAGAAGGCCGCCCAUGAAGCCGAGGAUAGAGCGCGGACGAAAUCAUCAAAGUACUCGGAUAAAGGCGAUUUCAUCAAUGGUCUCAAUCGAACGGCUGGAAAUAUGAAUCUCGGCGAUCGAAUUGGGCGUCGUGCAGGACAAGGAUUUAUCAAGGAAGAGGAGUGAAUUUGUUUUUUUGUUUAUGUGGAAGAUGAUGGAGGUGUGUUGUUAUUGCACGGAUACCCUUAAGUAUGGCAGAUUGCAUGGGGAUUUCAUUGCCAUGGGAAGAUGAUGACUCGUUGUGGUUGUUGUGCUUUUAUCAUUGCGCAAGAUUGCAGAUUAGAAAAGCAAUUGUAAUAGUUAUACAGCUUUCAAUUUGGAAAGUUGAAUGCUCUCCA